Cercopithifilaria johnstoni is the source of this 930-nucleotide messenger RNA. NCBI's taxonomy places the organism in Eukaryota, Metazoa, Nematoda, Chromadorea, Rhabditida, Onchocercidae. The record is from the annotation of a GenBank genome assembly.
AUGACAUCGUAUACACCAACAGCACAUCAAGGCCAUAAUGAGGACGGUCAUCAUCACAAUAUCUAUAUACGACGCGGAUCCGGAGAUGUUGAAUUCGGCGUGCCGAUUUCAUCUUUCAGACGGACUGAACACACUCUAAUGAAUACUUUUCGAGAACGUUUAAAUUUACGCACAUGUUGUGAAUCAUCAUUGAAUACAUCCACUUGUGAUAAUGAAAUGCUUGAUGAAGAUCUUGGACAUCCGCCAGCUACACAUGACACACCACCCGGAGCUCAUAUGGGUUCAUUGCAAUCAGAUUCACUACUCAGUUCAGCGUUUCGAUCAAGAUCUCGUUCAGAUGCGGCAAACGCUCCACUAUUUUGCCGUCAGAAUGUGGGGACAAUAGUACUAUUUCCAAAUAGAUUAGAAAAACAAUCAAAAAGGCAUAAUCUUCGUGUUCGCGCUGAGAGACAUAGCGUAUGUGUAACAGAUUUACCAGAAUUGAAAAACUGCGGUUCGCCAAUGCCAUCGAAUCAUCUGUUUGUUGAUGCGAAACUUGCAAAUGCUGCAAUCGCAAGUGCUCACUGUCAUCGACCACCAACUGCAGUCGAAAUGAGGUCAAGCAUGUGGAAUCUACCGUGUCAGUUCAGUCCUCUUCAACUAGAGGUCGAUAGAAAUGACACAUUUGAAAGGCAUCAAUCUUCUCCCAUAUAUACUGACCAGGAACAUGGAAUUUUUAAUACCAACACAUUACAAACUGCUCGGCGUGUCGGUUCGGAACCAACAUCACCAUUCAGUAACUAUGCAAUUCUUAUUAAAGAGGAAUGGUUUUCUACAUCUCUCAGUGAUUUGUCUGUUGACACUGUAUUCAGGAAUCUCAUUUACAGUCCAUUUGCAAUUGCUCGAACCAGCUCUGAAUAUUUCUGUAGCAUGAUCGCUUUGUUGCAUUAG